Eutrema salsugineum is the source of this 3884-nucleotide messenger RNA. Its product is annotated as paired amphipathic helix protein Sin3-like 6. The transcript is spliced from 19 exons. Gene Ontology annotation, molecular function: transcription corepressor activity. Gene Ontology annotation, biological process: negative regulation of transcription by RNA polymerase II. The record is from RefSeq and is a predicted model, not a curated record. Lineage: Eukaryota; Viridiplantae; Streptophyta; Magnoliopsida; Brassicales; Brassicaceae. Gene Ontology annotation, cellular component: chromatin; histone deacetylase complex. Bases 316 to 3747 code for a protein of 1143 amino acids.
GAGAGAGAGAGAGAGAGAGAGAGAGAGAGAGAGAGAGAGAAAAGAGAGAAGAGAGAGAGAUAGAUUGCUCGAAACCAGAAGCAAUCUCACCACUGAUGAAUUAUAUGUAUUUCUCGCGGUAACUCAAAAAGGAAGCUUGUUUUGCUCUUUACUUGUGAAUACUCCGUCCAAUAUUUCUACUUUGAAACUCCGGCGGCCAACAUUUUCGCCGAUCCCCUGCUUUCGUUGAAACUUCCAUUCUCUUACCAAGGAACGGAGAAGCUCCAUUCACCGUUCGAGUAACGUGAUCCGAAAUUUGACUAGGAGGAAGAAAAGAUGAAGAGAGUUAGAAAAGAUGAAGAUGAAGUCCAAAGGCGAAUAAGGCGUCAGGUUUCAUCUCCACAAGAAACAGACAGGCAACCUGGAACAAGUGAUGCUCUACGAUAUCUCAUAUCUGUCAAGAACAUUUUUCAUGACAAUGUAGAAAAAUAUGAGACAUUCCUUGAGAUCAUGAUGGACUUUAAAUGUCAGAGAGUCACUACUGAUGGUGUCGUUCAAAGAAUAAAAGCUUUGUUCAAGGGUUACGACGACCUACUUUUAGGUUUUAAUACUUUCUUGCCCAAAGAGCAUGCAAUAACCCUUCCGGCAGAGGAAGAGAAACCUCAGACCACGGUGGAUUUCAAAGACGCUGUCGGUUUUGUCAUCAAGACUAAGGCGAGGCUCAAAGGUGAUGAAUAUGCGUAUCAAAGGUUUCUGGAUAUCUUGGACAUGUCUCGAAAGGAAACAAUGUCCAUCUCUGAUGUCUACGAAGAGGUUACUAUGCUGUUCAAGGGUCAUGAAGAUCUGCUCGCGGAGUUUGUUAAUUUCUUACCUCAACGUUUAAAAACUGCUUCUGCGAGGAAUGCUGUACCGCUUCGUAAGGACACUGCAAUUUCUGCCAUGCAUCCAAUGCAUUCGGAUAAGAAAAUAAAACGACGAUGUAAGCUUGAAGUUCAUUCUGAACACACUGAUCAACGAGAAGAUGGUGAUGAUAACCUUGUCGCUUGCUCUGCUGGUAAUUCUCUGGAAAACUCCCUUGUUAAAGAAGGCCAGCGAGGAUAUUUGAAGACAGAGGAGAACGGGGGAAUUCGAGAUUUUGAAAAUAGAGAAGAUACAGAUAAAGAAAAAUGUGCAGCGUCUGGCAGUAAAGAUAUCGAAAGUUCCAAAUGUCCACUAGCUUCUAUCAAAUAUGUGGCAACACCUAUAAAUGAACUUGAUCUUUCUGGAUGCACUCAGUGUACGCCAAGUUAUCGGCUCCUGCCAAAGGAUUAUCCAGUUGAAAUUCCAAGAUACAGAAAUACAAUUGGUAAAAAGACACUUAAUGACCACCUGGUAUCUGUCACCUCAGGGAGUGAAGAUUACUCAUUCAGUCAUAUGCGCAAAAACCAGUAUGAAGAAAGCUUGUUUCGGUGUGAGGAUGACAGGUAUGAAAUGGACAUGUUACUAGGAUCUGUAAGUUCAGCUAUCAAACAUGUGGAAAUUCUUCUGGAAAAGUUCAACAACAACACAAUAUCAACAGACACUACAAUAUGUAUCGAAAAACACUUAUCAGCUAUGAACUUAAGAUGCAUUGAGCGGUUGUACGGUGAUCAUGGGCUUGAUAUCAUGGAUCUUUUGAAGAAGAAUAUGCACAGCGCUUUACCGGUGAUACUGACGCGCUUGAAGCAGAAGCAAGAAGAAUGGGCAAGGUGCCACUCUGAUUUCCAGAAAGUUUGGGCGGAAGUCUAUGCUAAGAAUCACCAUAAGUCACUAGAUCAUCGUAGUUUCUAUUUCAAGCAGCAGGACUCGAAGAACUUGAGCACAAAAUGUUUAGUGGCAGAGAUAAAAGAUAUUAGUGAGAAAAAGCAUCAGGAAGAUCUGCGUCAAGCGAUUGCUGUCAGAACUAUGCCCUCUUUUACCCCGGAUUUGGAGUUCAGUUAUUGUGAUACUCAAAUUCACGAAGACUUAUAUGUGCUAAUCAAGUAUUACUGUGAAGGAGUAUGUGCGGCCGAACAAUCAGAUAAGGUAAUGAAGCUGUGGGCAACCUUUUUGGAGCCCAUGUUUGGCAUUUUUUCGAGGUCUCAGGGUAACCUGGCUAUGGACGAUAUGUCGAAGUUGAAAAACAACAACCAAAAAAUGCAUGAUGCAUGCGUGGCAGUGAAGGAUAGCGCUUCUGGGUCAAAACAUCCAGUAUCCCCGAAACCGCUGAACAAAGAUAAUCCGACAGUGCCAGGAAGCUCUCCUAGGAAAGAUGUCUCUUCCAAUAUAGUGAAAACAGUUCAGCUCAAUAAACUGCAAGAUGAUGCAGCUAUGAUCAAUGAGGUUAUCCAGUCUUCCAAACUGAUGUCACCCAGAAACGAUCAGAUAAUGGAGGAUGUAGAGAAUCAUACGGUCAACGAAGUAUCAGUCGGAAAGCACGAGGUUGAGCGAGAAGAGGGUGAAUUAUUUCCCGCCGACAAUUGUGAGCUAGGCAAUUUUGAGGUUAAUGGACAGGAUGGCCUCAAGACUUUACAAAGGGUGAUGGACAAUGUAAGAAGCGAUAAAGAUCAAGACCAACAACAUUGUGAUAAAAAGGGAGCAAAGAGUAAUGCUCGCGCUGAAGAUGACAAAACAGAAAAUUCUCACAAGUUAUCAGAGGAUAAUGAGACUGCCUCUAAAAUGCUUGUUUCAGGAGCUAAGUUUGGUUGCCAUGAACAGCAUUACGGAGUUAUGAACUGUAAUGGGCGUGUUAGUGUGGCUGGAGAGGUGGCUAAUGGAAAUGAAGGGGAAGAUGGAUCUUUUGCAUUUUCAGAACGGUUUCUGCAAACUGCAAAACCUGUUGCCAAGCAUGUGCUUUGGCCAUUGAAAGCCAGUGAAACUGAGUCCCAGAAUGAUUCUCGAGUUUUUUUCGGGAACGAUUCCUAUUACGUGCUGUUCAGGCUUCAUCAAAUGUUGUACGAGAGGAUACGAUCAGCAAAAAAACUUUCAGAAAAGAAAGGGAAGGGUCCAGAUAACACAACUCCUGAUUCUUAUUCCAGGUUUAUGGAUGAACUCUAUAAAUUACUCGACGGCUCUAGUGACACUACAAAGUUUGAAGAUGAAUGCCGGUCUAUUUUUGGAGCACAGUCAUAUAUUCUUUUCACAUUGGAAAAGCUGGUUCAGAAGUUUGUUAAGCAUCUCCAUGCGGUUGCAGCUGAUGAGACAGACACCAAACUUCUGGAACUAUAUGCAUAUGAGAACUACAGAAAACCUGGAAGAUUCUUUGAUCUUGUGUAUCAUGACAAUGCACAUGCCCUCCUCCAUGAGGCAAACAUAUACCAGAUCAGAUAUUCGUCGGCAGAGACCCGUCUCUCGAUUCAGCUUAUGAACAGCUGGAACAAUCAUCUUGAAGCAACGGGUGCAGCGAUGGAGACUGGUUUUGCGGACUAUCUGCAAAAUAAAUUUCUGACAUCAGUCAGUGAUGAAGAGAAUCAUAGUUUGUUUCUGAAAAGGAACAAGGAGAAACUCACUGGUUUAGAUAAAUCUUCAGGGAUGCCAUCUGCAAUGGAAGGAUUGAUCAUUAUUAACGAGAUCGAAUGUAAGAUGGAUUGCAGUACUUCAAAGGUGAAGUAUGUAGGAAACACAUCAGAUCUUUUGUACAGAAGCAAACAGAGGAAACCGAAUUCAACGGGACAGAGGCUAAAAAGAGUCAGCGAAAUCUCAAAACAGAGGAGAAUAUCACGGUUUCACAUUAUGCUGAAUUGCAAACUUAUUGCCUUGCCACCUCUAUAAACACUUACCCAGUGCCGUGUCUAAUGUUAUGGAUUCAGAAUAGGAUUCUAUAGCAGUAAACGAUAUUCCUCUAACCGAUGAGUAAAAUGAUUAUCUAUUGGAGGUUCCAUCCCACCUUAUAAAAAGUUCAAUUUCAU